AGUACAAUAUCUGAGUACUUCUACUUUACUCAAGAACAAGAUCUGAGUACUUCUACUUUUACUCAAGAACAAGAUCUGAGUACUUCUACUUUACUCAAAUACAAGAUCUGAGUACUUCUACUUUUACUCAAGUACCUCCCCCCCCCGCCCCACCAUGUCCAACGACAGCAGCCUCCUCGGUGUCUGGGAGGCCUCCGAUUGGUCGGAAACAUCACAGUGCCCGCCCUCCGUAGGCGGAGCCACUUUCCUGAUCGUGGCAUACAGCGUUGUCAUAGCAAUAGGGUUGCUUGGCAACGCGGGACUGGUGUUCAUCAUCGCCCGGCAACAGGAGUUACGCAACGUCACCAACAUCCUGAUCGCCAACCUGUCGUGCUCCGACAUCCUGAUGUGUGUGGUGUGUCUUCCUGUCACCGUCAUCUACACACUGAUGGACCGCUGGGUGCUGGGGGAGGCGCUGUGUAAGGUGACUCCCUUCGUCCAGUGUGUGUCGGUGACCGUUUCCGUCUUCUCGCUGGUUUUGAUCGCUCUGGAGCGCCACCAGCUGAUCCUCCAUCCCACCGGCUGGUCGCCGGCUGCCGGACACUCCUACCUGGCCGUGGGUUUAAUGUGGCUGGUGGCCUGCUUCAUCUCCCUGCCUUUCCUCUCCUUCACCUUCCUCAACGACCUCAACGACCCCUUCCAGAACAUCAGCCUGCCUGCGAACCCCUUCAGGGACCAUCUGAUCUGCAUGGAGCUGUGGCCCUCCGAUCGGCACCGGCUGGCCUACACCACCUCGCUGCUGAUCUUCCAGUACUGCCUGCCGCUGCUGCUGGUGCUGCUCUGCUACCUGCGCAUCUUCCUCCGCCUCAGGAGACGCAGGGACAUGCUGGAGCGCAGCCGCAGGACUCAGGGAGCGCAGAGGAUCAACGUCAUGCUGUUAGCCAUCGUGGUGGCCUUCGCUCUGUGCUGGCUGCCGCUCACCGUCUUCAACACGCUGUUCGACUGGCACCACCAGGCGCUGCCCGACUGCCAGCACAACGCCGUCUUCUCCGCCUGCCACCUCACGGCCAUGGCGUCUACCUGCAUCAACCCCGUGGUGUACGGCUUCCUCAACAGCAACUUCCAGAGGGAGCUGAAGCUGACGCUGCAGCGCUGCCGGUGCGGCGGCGGCCCGGCGGAGAUCUACGAGAGUUUCCCGCUGUCCACGGUGGGCAGCGAGGGCAUGACCAAAGCCACCUCCCUCAACAGGAUGGGGUCGGUGUGCGUCCUGUCACCUCGACCCGAGAUCAGCUCAGCAAUACCGGCCAAAACUAUACCGGCUAACACCUGAGGAAGGAGUCUGGCUGACAGCUGAAACUUUACUGUCUUUACUUUCCCGCCAGAUUGAAACUUCCCUCUGUUGGGCUACCGUGAUGUAGCUCUACAUACAAAACACAGGAAGCUACUCUUGUAAAUGACUCUUAGCUUAACUUCCUGCCACCGUGAAGCAGCCGGAGGUGGACUGACAUAGCCUCAUGUCCAGAAAACUACAUAAGGAAUCGGGUAAAUGGACACGGAGACCAAGAGCUAAAGAGCUGCAAGAGUAACCGUUGCUAUGGCAGCUGCUACAUUCCAGAUUGAGGAUUUUGGAGGAGGUACAUUUUCCCACCAAAUUUGACCAAUCCACAAUUUCAGACAGAAGCAGAAAAAAACUGUUUCUCAGACGAGCUAGAGCUAGGCAGCUAAUUACCGUUAGCUUUACUGAGCGGAUUGAAAGAUCCGGAGGAGGGUUGAGAAGACUUGUGAGCAAACUUAACUUGUUAGCAGUGUGACAAGAGUAAAGUCUAUACGGUAUACAACUCCAUCAGGCUUUGGGAGUAAGAAGACAUGCUGCGGCUUUCUGUAUUCAGGAUAAAAAGGUAAAUGUAUCCAUUGGCGCCGAUUUAUGUUUCCGCCAGUCGGUGCUCAAAACAGUGGAAUGUCCCCCCCCCCCCCCCCCCGCUGCGUCCAUGGCAUGACAUGCACGGCACGUGGGUGCACGGCCUUCUCCGUGGGUGCUCGGGCCCGGAAGCACCCACGGAAUCGGCGCCUAAGACUGUAUCAAGCAACGGUCUCUUUCUUGAAACACGCUGUCCAGCUAAAUCGUGUUUCAACCCAACUCUCCAGAACUUCCUGCCACAGUGAAACCCCGCCUCUAACGGGCUAAUCAGCUCUGAUGUCCAGAAAACCAGAUCAAACAUUCAACAAACGGACGACACCAGCGGAGAGCGGUUUCCCGCCAAAACUACAUUUCGAAACAAUGGUCCACGAGCGCUAGCAUUAGCAGUUCAUUAAAGUUAGCUUCUGGAAAAUGUGGGUGGGGGGGGGUGAGUUGUUUUAAACCCAGGUUUGAGGAGAAACAGACACAGGGUUCAGUGUUAAGUAACAUCGUUAAAAAUGGCCCCCGUCUUCAGUAUCAACUACAGAAAACCAGCCAUAAUAAAGACAUUAUCUUGCUUUAUGAUUACUCACACGGUGGCCUCAAACGUUGUUGUUGUUGUUGUUGUUGUUGUUGUUGUUGUUGUUGUUGCUGUUGUUGUGAUUAUUAAUUUAUAAUUAAAUUUGUCCCACUUUGAAUUUGAUGCUCCAGCAAACCUUACACGUAACAAACAGGUUUCAUUUCACUUAUUUGCCGGAUGAGUCCAUCCCUUUACAAUAUGCUACUCAGAUGAAGUUAUUAACACAUCAUUAGUAAUCGUGGGUGAAUACAGGUAAUAAAGCCUCUCAACGCUGAUCGUGACCAUGUUGAAGGACUCAGGAAACAUCUCUACCAUGGAAAUUAAGAAGUGGUUGGAUUCUUGUGUUGCAGAGUUAGCUUGUUAGCGGUGUGACAAGAAUAACAUUUACGGUAUGAAACUGUAUUAUAAAGUAAUAUAUGUGGAAUUUUGUGCUAAUUUAACCCUGUUCAGGUGCUAACUGUAGACCGAGGCUAACAGAACCAGGAAAAAACUCUACCAAGGAAAUGAAGAGGCAGUUUUGUUGUUGUGUUGCAGAUUCAGCUUUGGUAUUACAGAGUGAAAAGAGUAAAAUGUACAGAAUCAAACUGCAUUUUAAGGUAAUAUCUGAAUGAAACCCUGUUUGGAUGCGAACUGUAGACAAACGUACUUUCUGGUUUAAUUCCUGGAGAGAAAAUGACGCCAACUCUGCAAAGAAGAGGAAGUCUGGAGCAGAGGAUGAACUCACACGUGUUUGAAUUGUGAUUUUCCAACCAGUAACCGGUCAUUAGGAUGUUGAUAGUGUGUAGAAAGUGUGGUGAAGAUUAUCAAUGGAAGUAAACGGGGAUCAUUGUUAUGAAAAGCUCUUAGCAUUAGAAACAGUUUCAGUGAUUAUUAAUGACGCCUUACUUCUCUCUGAUUGAGAUCAGACUCUGUGGGAAUGUUUCACAGACUGCCACAAAGCAGAUUUACCACAAAUUAUGGAUUAAAAAAAGGCAAAAGUUAAAGGUCCCUUUCUUCUCCUUUGUCUCCAACUCCAACGUUUCUAUUGCAGCUUUUAAAAUGAGGUGUGUGUCUCUUCCAGUUCCAUACAUUUUUAUUCAUUAAACAGCAACGAAAUAACUCAUGUUUGGUUUGAAUCUUCAAUAAACUGGAGGGAACGUUCUGGACUGCCGAUUCUCUGUAAACAUUAUCAAUAAACCAAGCGUGUGGUGU
Molecule: messenger RNA, 3647 nt
Organism: Eleginops maclovinus (Patagonian blennie)
Lineage: Eukaryota; Metazoa; Chordata; Actinopteri; Perciformes; Eleginopidae
Gene: npy8ar
Product: neuropeptide Y receptor Y8a
Exons: 4
Coding region: 155-1309 (384 amino acids)
Biological process (GO): G protein-coupled receptor signaling pathway
Cellular component (GO): plasma membrane; neuron projection
Molecular function (GO): neuropeptide Y receptor activity; neuropeptide binding
Source: RefSeq, a predicted model, not a curated record